GAUACACGCGUCCUCUUCCGGGUGUGUUUGAAAAGACUUUCACUGAGCUGUGAAGCGAUUCAGUGUGUGCUCGAAUAAUACACACAGCAACUCAAACUCAAGCCAGGAUCAUUUAUAUGGAAAGAGCUGUGCAACAGGAAAGAGAACAGUUGUAAUCUGUGUUCAGGAAUGUCAGAAGCUAGUUUUGACUCAAAGGAUCAUCAAUCAGACCCUAAAGGACAGGGCCCCCAAAAUACCGCUGACUCUCUGAGCCAAUCAGAGGACAGAGAACAAAGCAUGGAUGACACACGUAUGACUGAAAUUGACAUCAGUGAGAAUGAGGAAGUUGGAAACCACAACCAUACUCUGAAUGAUGAUGGUGAUGAAGAUGAUAAUGAGGAUUCUCAUGCCCAGAGUAAGACUAGUGGAGUCCUUAAAGAUCUAAAGGAUAAUACUGAUUCUGAAACGACGAGCAGUGUGACGACAGAAGACAGAAAGGUGGCUAUGGCAGAGGAGGCCCAUAGAACCCCAGCUGCUCAAAUUUCAGUCACCAGAAAUGGAGAAGCAGACCAGAUUCACGAGGAAGUGUUUCAGAGGGAUGUGCAGCGUAGUAUCUCUUCUGGACCAAUCACAUCACACUCCCACAAUUCACCUGAAAACUGUGCAACAACUGAAGGAGUGAUCCAAGUGGGGCCCUACACAGGGGCGGCAAACCAGGCCACCACACCUACAGUUGUUCCCAGUCCUGCAGCAGCCAGCCGGCUAGCUCGCAGCAUCAGCGAUAGUCAGGAGGAGGCGCAGAAAGAUGCUUUGAGAGGGCAGCAGAAGGGAGGAGCAGUCGUCCUUGCUGAUGACAUGAAGGGUCCUGCCAUUGAGAAAUUGGAGCUGGUGAGGAAGUGGAGCAUCAACACUUACAAAUGCACAAAGCAAAUCCUGUCUGAAAAGUUAGGCCGCGGCUCCCGUACAGUGGAUCUGGAGCUGGAGGCUCAGAUCGAGCUUCUUCAGGACAACAAACGCAGGUACGAACAUGUGAUCAAACUGGCCCAGACGUUGGCCAUUCAGCUGGGGCAGAUGCUGCUGACACAGAGACAGCUAGGAGAUACAUUUGCUGACCUCAGUCUCAAGACACCUGAGCUACAUGAGGAAUUUGGCUACAAUGCCGAAACCCAAAAACACUUGGCAAAAAAUGGAGAAACUCUUUUAGGAGCGAUCAACUUCUUUAUCUCCAAUGUUAAAACUCUAGUGGACAAAACCAUAGAGGAUACUAUGAUCAACAUUAAGCAAUAUGAGACGGCGAGGAUUGAGUAUGAUGCAUAUCGCACAGAUUUAGAGGAGCUCAAUCUGGGUCCACGGGAUGCCAACACACUGCCCAAGAUUGAGCUGUCUCAGCAACAGUUCCAGAUCCACCGUGAAAAAUAUGAAAAGAUGCGCAAUGACGUCUCAGUCAAGCUUAAGUUUCUGGAGGAAAACAAGGUGAAGGUUUUACACAACCAGCUGAUUCUCUUCCAUAAUGCUGUCGCCGCAUACUUCGCCGGCAACCAGCAGCAACUGGAGAAGACCCUUAAACAGUUCCACAUCAAACUAAAGUUACCAGGAGGAGACAUCCCCUCUUGGCUAGAGGAGCACUGAUUGAUCCCCCUCUCUAUAGUCAGGUGGGAUACUCCAGAGUGCAGGGCAGAACACCGCAUGCCUGAAAUUUGUGCACUCCAUAAGGAAAACCAAAUGUCUUGCUAUCACUCCUUUCCCUAUUUUACUUCCUUCAGGACACUAAAACCUGUCAGUAAAUUUAUAAGACAGGAAACCAUUUUGAUAAUGAAAAAUAUUUAGCUCUUCUGUUUGUUCUUGCCAUGUCUGACUUUACACUUGAAGUUCAAUUUUAAAUCAGUUCUUUUUGUCUUGUUGGUGAAAGAGUUUUCACUCAAUAUAAAAGAAUAAUUUUGUUGUUUCUAAAUCAAGUUACCAGCACUUUAUGGUAUGAGAAAUUCAAACACACACAGGAAUCAGGGAGAAUUGAGGGGCCUUGUGAAUGUUAUAGUGCAUUUAGUUUGUCAAAAAGGACAAUCUGGACAAUUCAAAAGUCUAAGAACCUUGCCUUUUACCCAUUUCAAGACCUACCCUUGCUUGUAUAACUGCAUACAUGGAAGUACAGUGAUUUACAUCUCCAUGAUGCCGCCUUCGAGGGCACGGUGAUGUGAAUUAGGAGGAAAGGGUGCAGGCCAUUUUAAUACAGUUUUGACCUGCUGCAUUUACUGUCACAAAUGAGCAAAAAUGAUGGGUUGAUCUGAGGUUAUAAACUCAAAAUUGGCUUCUUAUUUGUAAUGCUUGCUAUACAUUUUUUUUAAUGAAUCUUUUGAGGAUACUGUGGGAAGGGGUGAGGCUUAAUUUCUGACUUGAUGUGCCUUUCUCUUUGUCAGUCAGCUUCAGUGUUGUCAGAUGAUGUGAAAACACAAAUAGACUCCAUUUACCAUUCUAUCAAGCACGGAAUGGACCAAUACGCAGCUGUAUUUGAAGCCACGGAUAAAAAAACGAACUUUCUAAGUAACCACUCUUUGCAUUCCAUUUCCUCAAGAACUAAGGCAGGAAACCAAACUGAUUUGACAUGAAACACCAUGUCAGAUGCCUCAGAUUUUAUAUAAUAGUUUUGUUCUUUUUUGUGCAUCUAUAAUUUUUUUGUACAUGUCGGAGGAAAAAGAGCUCACUAAAUCAUUCCCCUGAUUAUUGUUAAAAGUUUCCAAUCAGUUUAAAUCGGUGAGACUGUUGCACUUGGUAAAAUGAGAUUAAGCCAGUACCAGCAGAGACGGUCAGUUAAUCAUGUGCCAGCAACACGGCAAAUCGUUGGCAGCAUUCUACCAUGGCAGUAUGUGUCGGGGGAAAGUAUGCCAUAGGAAAUAAACAGUAUAAAUAAAGUAUAUAUAAAAGCAUAAAUAGACAAAAUGUGGGCACCAAAGGGAAUGUUAAUUUUCAUGUUUAACUAGAAUACAUAAAUAUUAACAUUUUGCACUUUUUUUGUAUUCUUGGAGACUCUUAAAACUUCCCACCUGAUUCUCCUAUCUACCUUGUAUUUCUGUGACUUUUCAGUUCUGUCCCUGCAGCAGACACACACCAAUGUAUAGUAAACACACGAGAACUGACGUGUAAGCAUAGACAUCUAUAUAUUUGUAAAAUGUUGUAUUUUACUUUGUGUAGAAAAUAAUUUUGCUGUGUGCUAUUUUGAAGAUUUGUUAAUGAUUCUAACAGGUGUUUAAGGAGAAAAUAGACAAAGUCCUGAAUGUUGGGAGAAAGAAAAAUUAAAUAAAAAUCAUUCUAGAGUA
Messenger RNA from Myxocyprinus asiaticus (Chinese sucker), 3290 nucleotides. It is a transcript of the gene arfip1, whose product is annotated as ADP-ribosylation factor interacting protein 1 (arfaptin 1). Gene Ontology annotation, cellular component: trans-Golgi network membrane. Gene Ontology annotation, biological process: regulation of Arp2/3 complex-mediated actin nucleation; intracellular protein transport. NCBI's taxonomy places the organism in Eukaryota, Metazoa, Chordata, Actinopteri, Cypriniformes, Catostomidae. The transcript is spliced from 10 exons. Bases 169 to 1608 code for a protein of 479 amino acids. The record is from RefSeq and is a predicted model, not a curated record. Gene Ontology annotation, molecular function: phospholipid binding; protein domain specific binding.